Lactuca saligna is the source of this 339-nucleotide messenger RNA. NCBI's taxonomy places the organism in Eukaryota, Viridiplantae, Streptophyta, Magnoliopsida, Asterales, Asteraceae. The record is from the annotation of a GenBank genome assembly.
AUGGAUAGGAUCAUUGAGCUCCCUGACUUUCUACAGGAUGUAGGUCGAAUAAAGCAUAUGUGUUACACUGGUGGUGAAGAAUAUGGUAGGGAAUCGAUGGAUAAGGAAGUUUCUGCUGGGAAGUUUGAUCCUAAUGUUACUAGCUCCACUUCCAUUCAUACUAGAGAAAUGACGGAUGUUAUUGAUUCAUUUGUCACCUAUGACUAUGCCACCUUGAUGAAGCUGGGCUCUUUGGAUAUCAAUGUUCUUCACCAACUUUGUGCAGAUGACGACAGUGGUGGAGCGGGUCCCAACGAUGCUAUAAAAAUCACCAGCCUAUAUGGAGAAAUGGUUAAGUGA